Dovyalis caffra is the source of this 393-nucleotide messenger RNA. Lineage: Eukaryota; Viridiplantae; Streptophyta; Magnoliopsida; Malpighiales; Salicaceae. The record is from the annotation of a GenBank genome assembly.
AUGGCUUUGACCCCACCCGCGGCGGUGUCGCCGCCACAUAAAAGCCCACAAUAUGCUGUUUGGUGUGUGGCAAAGCCAACCGUGCCUGAUUCAAUUCUCCAAGAGGCCUUGGACUAUGCUUGCGGGUCGGGUGCCGAUUGCAAAUCAAUUCAGCCCAAUGGGUCUUGCUUUCAGCCCAACACUUUGGUUUCUCAUGCUUCGUAUGCUUUCAAUAGUUACUGGCAGAAAACAAAGAACGGAGGGGGUACUUGUGAUUUUGGUGGGACUGCCAUGCUUGUCACCAUUGAUCCAAGUAAGUUUCAAUCGCUGCAACUUCGUCAACAAUUGAGCACCAAAGAUGCAGACACUUUCAUGGACCAACCAGUUCAGUUCACUUUGUUGCCAGCAAUUUAG